AGGGUUGAGCCUCCUUCCGGGCGCGAGGCUACGGCUGAGAGGAGCCGAGCGCGGCUGGUGGAAGCCGGUGAGGCAGAGCCGCGAUGUUCCGUAUCGAGGGCCUCGCGCCGAAGCUGGACCCCGAGGAGAUGAAACGGAAGAUGCGCGAGGAUGUGAUCUCCUCCAUACGGAACUUCCUCAUCUAUGUAGCCCUGCUGCGAGUCACUCCUUUUAUCUUAAAGAAGUUGGACAGCAUAUAAAGAUUGGACAAUACAUGUGAAUGCAUGAUAUGAAGAACCUGGUUACAGUUUCUACUCUGCAAAUGAAUAGGCCCAGAAAGAUGUAAGAGACUCUGCUUGAAUGGACAUAAAAUUUCUACUUGUUAAGAACAAGUUUGGUUGUGGUGACUGACCUUCGUAGCUAAAACAGAAAACUACUUGGGAAACAUGGAAACACGUUUCUUGUGCCUGUGAUACUCAGCCUCCAUGAAUGUUGGUAUAAUUGUAAAUAAUGUCAAACUCCAUUUUCUAGCAAUUAUUAAUUAUAUAAGGGAAUUAUGUCUGCAGUGGCCCUGUCUUGUCAGUCAUUUCUAGUGACCUUUUUACUUCUGUCAGGAGUAUACUGAAGAGCUCCUUAUGCCUAGUUAUGUUUUAUGGAAGCCAGCACACAUCCACGACAACAUUUAAGCACAGGACCAUUAGUCUAUAUUUUUAAUAAAUGUACCAAUUAAGAAAAA
Molecule: messenger RNA, 715 nt
Organism: Myotis daubentonii (Daubenton's bat)
Lineage: Eukaryota; Metazoa; Chordata; Mammalia; Chiroptera; Vespertilionidae
Gene: TOMM5
Product: translocase of outer mitochondrial membrane 5
Cellular component (GO): mitochondrial outer membrane translocase complex
Source: RefSeq, a predicted model, not a curated record